This is a messenger RNA of Volvox carteri f. nagariensis, 2829 nucleotides long. RefSeq names its product jordan transposition protein (gene jtnpB1-2). The coding region runs from base 1 to 2829 and encodes 942 amino acids. The record is from RefSeq and is a predicted model, not a curated record. Lineage: Eukaryota; Viridiplantae; Chlorophyta; Chlorophyceae; Chlamydomonadales; Volvocaceae. The transcript has 7 exons.
AUGGGACCUGAGGCGAGCCAUCGCCUGGUCCAUAUUGUGCCUUACGACAACUUCAAGGAGAAGCGGCUAACGUUUGCUUCUGAUUGGGUGGCUGAGGAGUUCACCAAACGGGCUUGGAUAGAUGAGCAGGAUCAAGUGAAGUCUCUGAUGGAAUACAGCGCCAAAGCAGUAAAGGGGAUACUUUUUGAGAAGGUUAUGCAUGGUGUACUGGCGAUGGGCGGCAAGUUUGAUGUGGUGCCAUUGCACCCGGAGACUCUGGAGCGAGGCGAGGAGGAGGAGCUGGACAUCCAGGCCUGUACAGAGUCUCUUCGCUUCACAGAUGACGAGGCCAGUGAUAUGAUGAGCAGUAUUAAGAACAUGUACUUGAGGCCCAUGUCCGGCAAUUUCCCCGUCAUUGAUGCCCUUAAGGUGCCGGAGAUGCACCUUUUCCAGAUGACUAUUUCGCGUAGCAAGGUACUCAAUGCUGAUGAACUUGAAAACGUGCUCAAGCGACUGGGCAUCCCUGCACCGGGCCAGGAGGGCUGCCAGCCCAGCCUCUACUUUGUGGUGCAUUCUGGCGUGUACAACAAGUUUAAGGCAAACACGGGUGACUCUGGGCACGGCUGCGAGGGCGGCCUCGAUACGCCUGCAUGGCUUGAGCCGCCGCUGGCCGUGCGGCUGCUGUUCCGAGAGUGGUCGCGUCGCUGCGGCAUUGCAGGGGACCCCGCCACCCCCAUAGUCCCCACAGGCCUGGCCUUGAGACUGCUCCGUGAACAUCUUGCGAUUGAAGCGAACCUUGACCAGCCGAACCGGGCCGCCUUUUUGUGCCGGUGGCUUCAACGUGAUGUAGACGCCCUGCUCAGCAGUUCGUCAGCAGUUCGCCAUGCAUGUGGUGGUUUGGGCACGAGAUCAAACAACAGUGCUUCAGUGGGAAACCCUUUCAACGCGAGUCCCACUCCGGCUGAUGACCAUGUAGCUACCUCGACAGAGCAGGCACACCCUGGGCCGGAGCGUGCCCCCUCUACACAUCACGAAGCUGGGCAACCAAGCACAAGCACCGCUUGGAUUUUCGACCACGAUGACGAUUUUCUCCUUGGAGAAUUGCAGCUGGUCAAUGUUCCAGAGUGGUUCGACCAGGAAGCUGCGGAAAUGUCUCGGCGACUACCAGGGCAGGAUGGUGCUAAGAUUGCGAGGCGCUUCAUGCCUGUUGCGUUCAAGCCCCUUACACCUGACGACGCCGUUCAAGAGCAUGUACUGCGUGCAUGUAUGCACGCAAUUUAUAUCAAGCAUAGCAGCCCUGCAUGCACCGAGUCAGUUGUGGAGGCGGCACUCGAUGCCAAAUACCAUGACUACAUGUCACCUGGGUCCAGCAAAGCUUGCCAAGCGGCCGCUCCGUAUCUUCCCAGGACAUUCAAGCAGGCCCUCACUCUAUUAAGCAAGUACUCCAGCUGCAGAUGGCCACUGUUGUCCCGCUACGACCUUUGUCCCUGUGGGUUUUUAUUUCGCUGUGAACACCGUGAUGACAGUAAAUGCCCAGGCUUGACAGCAGGUGAAGGUGCUCCUUGUGGACGUGAGCGUGGCCAGACCUCUCGUUCACUGGUAUACAACUCCAUAGUUCAGUACCUCACUCGCAUUUAUGCAAACGCGCACCAGGCGGCCGAAUUCGGUUCAUGGCUGGAGCGCAGAUCAACCAGCUCCCUCAUGAUGGACAUCGCAGAUGGUGAUUAUGUGCGUCAGAUCCUGGAGUCGGAUCAGCGAUUCAGGGAUGACCCACGCAACGUCCUCCUCAUGGUCGUCACAGAUCCAUUCAUCGUGGCAUCAGAUGAGCAUGAGCGCUCCAGCACACCCUGGUUGCUGCUAUGCGUCAAUGCGCCUGCCCAUGUCCGUCAUGAGAUUGGGUAUGCAUCGGUCCUCUGCAUCAUGGGUGGCAACAUAAAGCCGCCCACGCAAAAACAUGGGCUCCCGAUGGACCACAACCAUGUCCUCGGUCUUAUUACGGACGAGCUGGAGGUGCUGGAUUCGAUUGGGUGUGAAGUCCAUGACGCCUCCCGAGGUGGAGCACCAUUCACCUGCUAUGCCAAGAUCAUCGCCCUGUCGUCAGACUACCGUGGUCUCCAGAAGCAUGUUGGGAUCAAGGGCACCCCUGCUCUCAAUGCCUGCUUCAAGUGCUGGGUUCACGGGCAUCGUGUUGGGCACAAGACCAUAUUCACCAACCACUUCACCUGGUUGUCACCUGCAAAUAGCUUGAGGAAAGAAAUGCGCAAGCUGCACACUACUGCAUGCGGUAGAUACUGGCCUCUGGAUGCCCAGCCGCCACGCCCCCAGAGCACACUUGAGAUGCGCCUGGCACUUGAGUUCCCCACUGCCACAAGCUGUGCAGACUAUGAGGUGGAGCAGUUGGCAUGCCCCUUGUACCGUCUGCGCUACUUUGACCCCGUCCUGGGGAUCCAGUAUGACGGCAUGCAUACAAUCGGUGGGGUCAUCAAGGACACGGUCGUCAAGGGGUUACAGGGCAUGCGAUCGGGUGAGGCCAGUGAUGCUAUCCGUGAGUAUGACCAGGGCAACAAGGUUGCCACGGACGCCGGCAAGGCCAGCUCCGACCAGUUGGCAGCAUUUCGAAAUGCUCUGGCAUCCGCUGCAAAUGCCUCGCCACUGACCCAGUAUGCCUCCCGAUUGGGGCGUCUCACUGGUGCGGGCAAGGCACACAAGACGCAUACAAUGUUUCUGCUCGCGGGGCCGAUCGGGUAUUAUGCCAUCGCUGCAGCGAGGUUGCCAGCCACUUUGGAGGGGGUGUACUUGGACCUUCUCCAGGCCUGCGGUGACCUCUGGGACAAGGCCAUAACACGGUAG